Molecule: messenger RNA, 1614 nt
Organism: Penicillium malachiteum
Lineage: Eukaryota; Fungi; Ascomycota; Eurotiomycetes; Eurotiales; Aspergillaceae
Exons: 2
Coding region: 1-1614 (537 amino acids)
Source: RefSeq, a predicted model, not a curated record
AUGGGAAACACACUCUCCUACCAAGAAUCCCUCCACGAGAUAAAUCUCGGCAAAAAAGGAAAGAUUCAAGGAACUCAAUACGACAACAAAUCCCGCAGAUAUGCCGGAAUCCCCUAUGCAUUACCCCCAGUAGGCGUGCAUCGCUGGCGAAAACCCCGCCCAUUACCAGAAAAUCACACAUAUACGCAGCCUGAUGGCAGCGCGUUCGAUGGAACGUGUUUCUAUCCUAUUUGUCCCCAGGAAGCAUAUGCCGGUGGGGCGGAAAAGGAUCUGGACUCAGAAUCGUACAGUGAAGAUUGUUUACGGCUGAAUAUUUGGACCCCGAACGACGAUCAUCGGAGUUCGGGCUCGAAAUGGCCCGUUGUACUUUGGUUUCAUGGCGGUUGGUUUCAGUUGGGUGAACCACUACAGGAAUUGGGUAUGGACCCCACUGAAAUGAUCUCAACUGGAAAAUUAAAUGCGAUUGUGGUGGGUGUUGGGUAUCGGCUUAAUCUUUUUGGGUUCCUUGCUGGUGAGGCUCUACUGGAGGAGAGUCAUGGUGAGAGUGCGGGGAAUUUCGGACUCUGGGAUCAGAGAUUAGCGAUGGAAUGGGUCGUUCAGAAUAUUGAGGCGUUUGGUGGUGAUGUUGGCAAUAUUACUCUUGGUGGACGCAGUGCGGGCGCGUAUGCGGUUCACGCGCAGGUGCUUCAUGACCUUCGAUCGGAGGAUGAGGAGCGCCUUGAACUUUUUCACAGAUUUUAUAUGUACUCCAAUGCUAUACCAGCUCAACCUAAGGCAUUAAAGGAUGUUAAUCCUCAAUUUGAGGAGCUUUGUGAAUAUUUCAAGGUUGAUCAUACCUUGUCUGGACCGGAGAAGAUUGACAAGCUGAGGGAGAUCAGUUAUGAAGAUCUUGUCGCUGCGAUGAAGCAUCUUAAGAAUCAUACCUUCCGACCUGUCACCGAUGAAUUGUUUAUUUUCUCGGGAUUUACUGAAUACCAUCGCAGUGGUGCUUUCGCUGAGCAGUUUCGGAAAAGAAGACUCAAAGUACUUAUUGGAGAAGUCCUCAACGAGGAAACUCUCUACGCAACGUACAAUACUCCCGAACCGAAUAUUGAUUCUCUGCGAUUGCAGGUUUCGAAUUACUAUGCUCCUGAGACGACCGAUCGCAUUUUACAUGCCUACGACUUGCCCUCAACCGCUGAUCCCAAGGCCUGGAAAACGGUCUAUGGGAAUAUUAUUGCGGAUGGACAGGUUCGAGCUCCGACUCGUUGGCUAAUUCACUCUCUUUACGAUCAUGGAGUUUCUUUGAGGGAUAUCUGGCGAUAUAGAGUGGCAUACAGAUUGUCUUUCAUUACUGAUAAGGUUGCUCCUCGGUCUUAUGGUGUAUCUCAUGCAAUGGACAAGCCAUUUUGGAAUUUUGCCAUUCUGCAUGGCCCAACUGAUGACGAGAGAAUUCUAAUGGAGGGAUGGAUUGAAGCUUUUGUGGCGUUUGUGAAUGACCAGGAGUACCAAUAUGGCACGAAUGCUAUUGAUGAAAUGCGAGUUGCUACACCCGAGGGCAAGAUCGAGAUUCAAAAAGAUGUGCGAUGGGAUGAUUUGGUUAAACUUGGAGAGAUCUUUGCCAACGACGUUUGA